Messenger RNA from Callorhinchus milii (elephant shark), 1993 nucleotides. RefSeq names its product zinc finger and BTB domain-containing protein 45. Gene Ontology annotation, biological process: regulation of immune system process; negative regulation of transcription by RNA polymerase II; regulation of cytokine production. Gene Ontology annotation, molecular function: protein binding. NCBI's taxonomy places the organism in Eukaryota, Metazoa, Chordata, Chondrichthyes, Chimaeriformes, Callorhinchidae. Bases 24 to 1862 code for a protein of 612 amino acids. The record is from RefSeq and is a predicted model, not a curated record. The transcript is spliced from 2 exons.
CCCGGAGAGGAGGAAGGAGCACGAUGUCCGAGCAACUUCACAGCAUCAACUUGCAGAAUUUCAGCAAGUCGCUGCUGGAGACGCUCAACGCCCAGCGGCUGGGGGGACACUUCUGCGACGUGACGGUGCGGAUCCACAGCACGGCGCUGCGUGCCCACCGCUGCGUCCUGGCAGCUGCCAGCCCCUUCUUCCACGACAAGCUCCUGCUGGGCUACAGCGAGAUCGAGGUGCCGCCACUGGUGUCGGCGCAGACCUUGCGGCGCCUGGUGGACUUCAUGUACAGCGGCUCGCUCAUGGUGUCCCAUGUGGAGGCACUGCAGAUCCUGACGGCGGCCAGCGUGCUCCAGAUCAAGACCAUCAUCGACGAGUGCACCAGGAUCAUCUCUCAGAACGCCGCGCAGAAGAACCAGGGUCAGCUCCUCCAGCCGUUGGCCAACCAGAAGUUCGACCUCUCGGACGACAGGGAGGCCAAUAUCUGCCAGACCGUCAGCGAGCAGUUGCACAAGCUUCCUUUCGGGUUAAUCGAGGCCGCGUUGUCGCCCCACACGGCCGAAAAAGAGAUCGAUUUUACCCGUGGGACAGCCAAGAAUCUGCCUGGUGGUGAGCUUGCCUAUAAAGCAGAGGACAUGAGCCCUUCCCUGUGCAGGCAGCCUGGGCAUAACAAGGCAGCUGGAGAUCAUCCUGACCAAGAGAGUGUGGGUCUGAUGGAGGGGGGCCGGGGCGGGGACAGCCGGCCCCUAUGGUACAACGUCGCUGCCAAUCAACGGGGUGAGACUUCACUCUACGGGCAGGGCGGGCACAGCAGAAAGCAGCGACAGCCAAUCCGCCUGCUGAUGUCGGAUGGCAGUCAAGUGACCAUCAAGGAGGAGGACGAUGACCUUCUAUACUGUGGGGAGAGUGCCGCCGUGGCCCCGGCUUCCGAUCAGCCCAACGAGCCAGUCGAGCAUGAGGAGAGAGCCGAGGAAAUGCCCGAGACCAGCACCUUCGACCCCAGCCAGAGCACAGGGGGGGAGAGGAGGGACUCUGGGGGUGCCCUGACAUUGAGCAGCCGAGGAGAGGAGAUGGAGUUUUUCAAUGCCAGCGAUCUCCUGCCGGAGGAACUCAAGUCUUUCUGGCAGGGCACCGACAAAGAGGACAAAGACCCUUCGUUACAGCACAACCGUAAAGUGGACGCCAAGUUGCACAUGGAUACCUUUUCCCGGCCGUCGACAUUUAUGCAGGACUUUCUCCCCACGCCUGCUCUCCAUCCUGGAGGGCCAGCCAGCCAGCGCCCCCACGGCUGCUCCCUGCAGUACGAUCUCCAGGCUGAUGCUGGGGCCCCAGGCCUCUCUGGCAACCGUAACCUGUUCCAGAUGAGUGUGCCACACUCCCCCCACAGCGUGCACCUGCCAGCCUUGCCCUCCACCUCGCAGAGUUGCGUCUCCAGCCUCCCGGCUCAGGGGCAGCCCCAGAACCCGCAGGCAUUCCAGGACCAGGCAGGGUCAGGCCCUCCUCAGCCCGGCCAGGGUCCCAACGAGGCUGAGCGUAAGCCCUACGGAUGCGCCCAGUGUGGGAAGACAUUCAGCUCCAGACAGAAUUACGCGAAGCACAUGUUCGUCCACACUGGUGAGAAACCCCAUCAGUGCAGUGUGUGUUGGCGUUCGUUCUCGCUGAGGGACUACUUGAUAAAGCACAUGGUCACGCACACGGGGGUGCGGGCGUAUCAGUGCCCCGUGUGCAACAAACGCUUCACGCAGAAGAGUUCCCUUAACGUACACAUGCGGCUGCACCGCGGGGAGAAGGCCUUCGAGUGUCACGUCUGCAACAAGCGCUUUUCCCACAAGACUCUGCUGGAGAGGCACAUGGCCACGCACAUCAUUUAACUUUGGCUAGGCCAAGCCAAGCCACGCCAAGCCCACCCGGGAGAAAUCAGAGACACCCAUUCAAGCAACCUGGAGUGCACGUAGCGUAGUGGUUAGAGCGCUCGCCUCGCAAGCGAGAGGACCUGGGUUCG